AUGGUCCGUGAGUUGAUAAUGGCGUACAGCAUUUUAAAAGAUCGAGAAAAACGUGCACGGUACAACAACUUGGCGGACUACGACAAAGGGUGGCUGUCGGGUAAACGAUUCAAAGCUGUGUUUUGGCCUGAGUGGGAGACCGUUGCUCAAAGACUGGCAUGGAUGAAAAGAAUGGGUCUCCUUGCUUUAUCGGCUGGUCUUACAAUCGGAGGAAUCGUAACAAUUGUUUUAACCGCUGGUCUAUCAUCUCCUUGGUCACAAUGUGCUGUCAAAGGUGGUUUCGAUUCUUUACGCGAGACUAUUAGCAAGGAGGCAGUCUUGGAUGGACGUGAUGUUCAAAAGCACCUCAUUUCAACAGGUGCUGGAUAUCUCCUUGCCUUUCUUCCGGGUGGAGCGGCCAUAGGAGCAUCCCUUGUGCAGUCUACAGCACUUUCAGCGAGCGAGUUCUUAGGAAUAAGAAUUGCCAUUGCCAUGCACUGGAUGUGCAACUGUAAAAUCUCUGGGCACAGAUGCGAAGAGUUUCAUGGACGGUGGCAAGAUCACUGCUAAACAGGCAUUCUGUCAUGCUGCUUGUCAUUGCACGGCAGCCGUUGCUGCAAUACUUACAGAACACGCUAUUCCCAAGGAUAUAUGCCUUGGUACUGCUGCUGAAACAAAUUCAAAUCUUGAGAUUGCAGCAGAAGAGAUUGGCGAGCAGGGUCUAACCGAUCAAGCAAAGUCAAGCCUUUUGGAGCGAAUUCCAAACGUCACGAAAGUCAUUACUGAAAAAGCUGGGCAGUUACUCACGGCUGAGAAGCACUCAGAUGAUACUGAAGCGGACCUUCCAGAAGCGGAGAGUUUCUCCCUACCUGAUGACGUGGUUCUGGAGAAAGCGUUUGAGCUUAAAGCAAUUGCAGAGAAGUCCUUACAACAUGACAAUUUGGAAGAUCUAAGCUUUCAAGAAGGCAACGUUGAAGGUUCAGAAUGCACCCAGGACGACGCUGAGGUGCAUUUGACUGACGAACAGUCAAACAGUGGUGGAAUCGUCAUGUACUUAUCUAAUGGUUGGUGGUAUUCGGGAUUAUCCAAGAUGAUUGUGAGUUACCUGCUAAACAACAAAGAGCUUACAAAGAAAGUGAGAGGGAAUGGAAAGCAAGUAAAAAUCCCAUACAAUGCGAGGGAAAUGAAAGUGUGUUUCAAAAUAUGGCGACCCACCUCCGGCUGGGGUGACGUUUUUAAAUAUGAUCGUUUGAAAAGAUGCUGGUGUGAGCCGUACGAGCCACAUGUAUUCCACUACCCAACACCAGUGACUCGCACGUUUACCAUCGAAGGUACUCUGUGGUGGGAAGCGGUGAUGAAAGUCACAGACAUGUAA
Molecule: messenger RNA, 1354 nt
Organism: Porites lobata
Lineage: Eukaryota; Metazoa; Cnidaria; Anthozoa; Scleractinia; Poritidae
Source: the annotation of a GenBank genome assembly